AGGUGAAGCAAAUUAUGGAAGAAGCUGUCACCAGGAAGUUUGUUCAUGAAGACAGCAGCCACAUCAUUGGCUUGUGUAGUUUGUGGACAAUAUGAUGCUGCUGCCAUCAUGGAGGAGGCGGAAGAACCUUGGGUCCCACGCCACCAGGUUUAGGACAAUUAUUACCCUUCAACCAUCAGGCUUCUGAACCAGCGUGGAUAACUUCACUCACCUGAACACUGAAAUGACUCACUCUCCAGAACUCUGCUACUCAUCUGUUGUCGAGGCCUGCCUGCUGUACAUGCUGAAGCGUCGUGCUGCUGGCUUCCUGCGGAGCGACAAAGUGGCGGCACUCUUCACAAAAGUUGGGAAAACCUACCCUGUCGCUGGGGAGCUGUGUGCCAAGGUUCAGGAACUACAGCAUCUGGUGGAUAAUAAGAAAAAUGCCUCCAAUGGACAAGAAUCUCUGAAGAGGCAGGGAUCGAUAUCCAAGACUCCAACCUUGACACCUCAAGCCAUCAAGCAUAUCUGGGUGCGCACAGCCUUAUUUGAGAAGGUUCUGGAUAAAAUCGUUCAGUACAUUGUUGAUAACUCCAGUAAAUAUUACGAGAAGCAAGCUCUAAUAGCAGAUCCCGUCUGUGGACCCAUACUAGCGUCUCUGCUUGUUGGGCCUUGUGCACUAGAAUAUACAAAACUUAAAACUGCUGACCAUUACUGGACAGACCCAUCUGCUGAUGAACUGGUACAAAGGCACCGUAUUCAUGGGGCACAUGGACACCAGGAUUCCCCGUCUAAACGGCCGGCUCUUGGUAUAAGGAAGCGUCACUCAAGUGGAAGCAUGUCAGAAGAUAAAUUUGCUGCUUCGGCGAGAGAAUACGUGGAGUCGUUACAUCAGAAUUCCAGAACACACCUUCUGUAUGGGAAGAAUAAUGUACUUGUCCAGCCAAAGGAGGAUGUGGAGACAGUUCCAGGAUAUCUGUCCCUUCACCAAUCUGCAGACCAUUUAACCCUGAAGUGGACCCCAAAUCAGCUCAUGAAUGGAACGCUAGGAGACUCUGAGCUUGAAAAGAGUGUCUAUUGGGAUUAUGCCUUAACUGUGCCGUUAAAUCAGAUAGUCUGCAUUCACUGCCAUCAACAGCCUGACAGCGGCGGGACAUUGGUGUUGGUGAGUCAGGAUGGAAUCCAGAGACCUCCGCUCCACUUCCCCCAGGGUGGCCACCUACUGGCCUUCCUCUCCUGCCUUGAAAAUGGGCUGUUACCACGAGGACAGCUCGACCCACCACUUUGGUCACAGCGGGGAAAGGGUAAGGUGUUCCCAAAGCUGCGGAAAAGGAACAGCAGAGCCAAAUCUAUGGACCAAGAAGACCACACAGUGGAUGAAGUAGCUACUGAUUAUGUAUUCAGAAUAAUAUAUCCGGGACAGAAGAAUGACUAUGAUCCUAGUGAAUUGUUGGAAAUGCACGGAUGCAGCUCAACCCAGUUUCCUUGGCAACUUGGAGGCCCGUGUAGCCAAGGCUCCUCGUGUUUCUCCUGCUCCACCAAUGGUUCUCCCUAUGAUGUCCCCGUCUGCUGCUCCUGCGGGAACGACAGGACUCCACUAAAGAUGCUUUGUGAGAACAUGAAGAGACAAAUAGUUUCAAGGGCGUUCUAUGGAUGGCUGGCCUACUGCCGUCACCUCUCAACAGUCCGCACACAUCUGUCAGCACUUGUGAACCACACCAUUGUGCCACCCAACAAGCCAUGUGAAGCCUCAGGUGGACUGACGGCAGAAGUCUGGAAUAAGUAUGAAAAGGAUCGAAAGAAUUACAAGAAGUUGGAGCUGCUGCGAAUGGUUUACUAUGGAGGGGUGCAACAUGAAAUAAGGAAAGACGUCUGGCCUUUUCUUCUGGGCCACUACAAGUUUGGGAUGAGCAAACAGGAUAUGGACCAGGCGGAUGAAAAUAUUGCUGCCAAGUACAGGAGUGUAAUGGCAGAGUGGAAAGCGUGUGAAAUGGUUGUCAAGCAGAGAGACAGGGAAACCCACUCAGCCAUCUUGGCAAAGUUGUCGUCGGGCAGUAGCAUUGACAGCCACGUGCAGCACCUGAUUCACCGAGAUUCAACCAUCAGCAAUGAUGUCUUCAUUUCUGUUGAUGAAGGAGACCAGGGAGAAAAAGCCUUUAAGAUGGUGGACGGCACAACAACAAUAGUGAAUGUUGACACUCCAGCUGUAGCAGUUGAAGAGAGACCAUCCAUUGAGUUUGACUCUCCUGACUCUGGGCUGCCUUCUUCGAGAAAUUAUUCCGUUGCCUCAGGGCAUUCCCGGAUCCUCUCGAGUACCGAUGAUCAAAGUUUGUGCAUGGAGGAGGGUACACUGGAGGACGAAGAUAAAACCGAACUGGGCGAGAUUGCAGAACAAGCUCACGACAGUGAGUCUGGUUCUGGAAGGACGAGUGUUCUUCAACAGGCUGGGGCCCAGGAUUCAUUGUCUGAAGAACAGCUAUGUACCCAGUUAGAUCUGAUAAUGUCUGAAAAGGACAGCUCAGCUUUACCGACUAUGACAUAUACGACAGAACUGAUGGAUGCUGUCUCAUUAAAUUGGCACCGGAUUGAUAAGGAUGUACAACGUUGUGAUAGAAAUUACUGGUAUUUUACUACAGUGAACCUUGAAAGACUAAAAAGUAUAAUGUGCAGCUAUGUGUGGGAGCACCUGGAUGUUGGCUAUGUUCAGGGAAUGUGUGACCUCUUGGCACCGUUAAUGGUUAUCCUUGACAAUGAGCCCCUGGCUUACAGCUGCUUCACCCAGCUCAUGAAGAGGAUGAAUCAGAACUUCCCAAACGGAGGUGCCAUGGAUACUCACUUUGCCAACAUGAGAUCCUUAAUACAGAUUUUGGACUCUGAGCUAUUCGAGUUGAUGCACCAGAAUGGAGACUACACCCACUUCUACUUCUGCUACCGCUGGUUCCUCCUGGACUUCAAACGAGAACUCUUGUAUGAAGAUGUCUUUGCAGUGUGGGAGGUCAUCUGGGCAGCAAAGUACAUCUCUUCAGAGCAUUUUGUCCUCUUCAUUGCCUUAGCACUGGUGGAGGUUUACCGCGAGAUCAUUCGUGAUAACAACAUGGAUUUCACAGACAUCAUAAAGUUUUUCAAUGAAAUGGCGGAGCGACAUGACACCCAGCAAAUUCUGCGGAUUGCACGUGAGCUGGUCUACAAGGUGCAGACUCUAAUAGAGAACAAGUGACGGAACUGAGAGAGCAAGGAAGGCCUCACUUUCCUUCCAGGCCGGAGCGGGGACCUCCCCACCUCCCUCUGGCUGCUCUGGCUCCCGUUCCCCUGCAACUCGAAGCAUGACAGUUCAAGAGGACGCGAUGGUCACAUCUUCUGAGCCCUCAAGAUGUUAAGCAGCGAGCAGAACCUGCAAGGUGUUAUCGUGGAGGCCAGGAAUUAGCCAAGAGAAUGGCGCUAAUUGUUUUCCCCCAACAAGGUUCACCAAUCAUCAGUCACAUUUUAGUGAUGCUUUAACAUAGUUUAUAAAAACACUUUUUUCCUUCAAUUUUCCUUCAUUGUCUCUGCUGCCUUAGUUGUGAGAUCUUACUUGUGGUCGUACUUUAAUUUAUUUUUUUUUUAAAUCAGUGAGUGCCUAAAUAUUAAAUGUGUGACAAAAAAAUAUACCCAGUCCCCAUCCACAUUAUAAUCCUGUACCCUCAGACAAACAGAUGGGUAUGAGCUAGAAAUGAGGUUUUCACAACCAAUUUUCAUUUGUGAACUCAUAGUAAUUUUUAAAUCCAGACUGACUGAACUGAUUUGGAUGGACCAGUGUACAUUUAAUACUUUUCAAUGCAGAUCGAUCUGAUCUUACAGAUUAUUUUAGCAUGUUUACACUGAGAGUUACAGAUAUUUUAAAUAUAUUGAAGAAUGUUGCCAAUAACUAGAUGUUCUAUGGUUCUGUAUGUUUCUGUAAUAUUACUUUCUAGUAUUGAACUUUCCCGAAGUAUUGGGAAAUUGUUUUCACUUAUACAGUAUUUGCUAAUUCUAAAGCAGGGCAUUUAGUAGUUCUAUCAAGAUUUACUCUGCGUGAGGUAAAGUUUUGAUGAAUGAUGUUAGUUAAAUUGGUUAGGUUGUGGUACCGUCCUCCACAUUCCUCCCCUCCUUCCCCACCUUUAUCCCUGCGUAGACGGGCACGCACAUACUCCACGGUGGUUUGGACCAUCAUUGCAAAUCUAAAUCUCUUUUUUAAAGAAAAGCCCCAUCAGUGGUGUCUUGGGGGGAGAUCAGCAGCUGUGCUUCAUAAUCUGGGGAGAAUUGGGUCAGAGGCUCGUAAUUCGUCUUCUCCUCAAGCUGAAAUGCCUCACCUCUGAAAUAAGCUCCUUCCAAAUGUUUAAGCAUUUAAAGAGGCAAAAAGCCCUAGAAACCAAAGCCAACGGAUCUCUGAUUUAUCAUCACUUGCUUACCUGAUCAUAGCAAAUUCUCUAAUAUUAGAAUAGAUGAAUCUUGGAUCAACUAUUGUACAUCGGAAGUGUGCAUUGUAGACUUCUAUUUCUACCCCAUUUUGUCGUUUUCUUUGUAAAUUUCCUACCAAACUCCUCAUUGCAGAAGGUAUUGACUGCCUCUUGAGGAAUGGCACUGCAAACAUUUGAACAAUGAAACAUCUGUAACAAAAAUAUCUUAAAAUUUGUUACUUGCUCUUUUCUGGUUCUGCAGCAAGAGGCAUCUACAAACAAUGGAAGCACUGUACACAUAUUCAAGGUUUUAAGAAACUACCUUAUUAGAGUUAUAUAAAGAAUAAAAUACAGAAAGAAGAAAAAUGGUUAUAAGUAGUAAAAGAGACAAAAGUAAUACUUCUCAACUAAUCACAAAGCCACUCCACAUAGUACUGCUGGAUGGAACUGCUAGUGCCCAACAGCUUCUCCACUCUCUCCUUCUUGAUGUCCUUGUCUCUAUCUCCAGCUCUUAUCACUAGUCGCAACCCAGCCUAGGAGAAAAUUGCAACUUGCACAAAGAAAUUACCCCUUUUAAUAGCCUUCAAGACCCUUUACGCUAAUACUUUCCCAGACAAACAUGUUUUUCACCAUUAUCUAUUCUCAAGGCUGUAGACUGAUACAUUGCUGUAUCUCAAAACAUUGCUGAGGACUGGCUCCCUUCUGCUUUCUCAAAGCAUUCCCACACUCCAGACUAACACCAUAUUGUCUUCCAAACUUCCAUUUUGCAGAACGCAUUUUAACAUACCUUAAGGAGGAAUCAAAUUGAACUCUUUCCUUAUAACAUCCCACUUGUCCACACAAGUUCCCAGGGUGAUGGGUUGUUCGACAAUGGGGUGGCAGGGACUAUGGUGGUCCAUCAUUCCAGGUGGGGAGCAGGAUGGUCAGUUGCUCCCCUUUUCCUAAAUCAAGGAUGUUGAGAUCAGGCACUAUGCUCAAAUCUCCGCCACACUGGACAUUAAUUUCUGAACAGAGAUGGGGAGGAAUUCCUUUAGCUAGAGGGUGGCAAAUUUGUAGAAUUCAUUGCCACAGACGGCUGUGGAGGCCAAGACAUUUGGUAUAUUUAGAGCAGAAGUUGAUAGGCAUCAAGAGUUAUGGGGAGAAGGCAAGAGAAUGUGAUUGAGAGAGAAAAUAAAUCAGCCAUGAUAGAAUAGCAGAAUAGACCCAAUGGGCCAAAUGGCCUAAUUCUGCUCCUUUGUCUUAUGCUCUUAAUAUGUGGCAGGGAUGGAAACUCUUUCAGCAUCUGUAGUAUGAUCCUAUCGUCCCAUACUGGCCCACUUUGGCAGAAAUAAAUAGGAAUUCCACUUCCUGGCACCUUCUUCACCUGCAGAUUCCUUGUUGUCUUUAUCUUCUCCAGGAAACAUGAAUGUGGUUAAUCUGGGGCUCUUUUUUAGAAUAUAUUGCAAAUUAUUUUGAUCUGCACUUCUACGUGUUUACAUUGAACUCAAACUUUGUCCAUUCCCAAUGGGCCAGUAGUCAUACUUUGGGGUUCUCUUUGAACAUUUCAGAGACUAUAAUAAACUACACAGUAUAAAAGGAUCUCUGCAAAUUUAACAAUAAACAAGAUUUUUAUUCCCUAGAAUCAGUGUUACUGAUCACAUUGAGUUAAUACAUAACCAAUUUUGGUAAGUUACAGUUCCACUUGACCUGAGUGUCAGCUUAGUACUGUUAGACUUUGUGAUUUCCCUGCCAAUCAGCUCCAUGCAUUCAGUUUUUGUUUUAAUGGACAAAGAUCCUAUUCUACAAACACCCAUGGUAUUGCUUAGAACAUGUUUGAGAUCACUGCUCUAAAGAGGAUACUUAGUGGGGGGUAAGAAUUGAGAGUCUGCCCAGAGAUGACAAAGUGAGUGACGUUUGGUUGUAACUUGCCAAGUAUUUAACAUGUGAUAAAACCACAAUUGUACAAGUCAUUUACAUAAUGGCUUCAGAAUUAUGUACUGCCCUUCUCAUUUCUCAUGUUUUGGUCAAUGUAUAUUUUAGUUAAAGAUACAGCAUGACACAGUCCCUCCUAACGAGCCCACGCCACCCAUGUGACCAAUUAACCUACUGACCGGUACAUCUUCGGAACGUGGGAGAAAACCAGAGCACUCAGAGGAAACCCACACCAUCACGUGGUGAACGCACAAAUUCCUUUCUUUUCUUUUUUUUUCAAUCUUUUUAUUGAUUUUUUUUUUAAAGUGUGUAUACAAACAGGAGAAUAUCUCUAGUAUAUAUGUCAAUAACAGUACAUACAGAGAGUAAAAUAAACAAUAUCAGAAUCACACGUAGUGUUGAUCUACAAAGUAUACAUUUGAUAUAGAAUGUAUAAUACAGAAAAAGAAGAAUGUAGUUCAUUCUCCUCUUAUCAAUUUAUGAAGAAAGGAAGGACUAUUAGAAAUUUUUAUAUAAAAACAAAGAAAAAAAACACUAUUCUAAACAGAAGGAAAAAACGGACUGGGCAUUCCAUCCUGAGAGAAAACCCAAGAAAAGAGAGACUCUCUGAUCAAAUCCAAGGUUCUGAAAAAAUAGCUGGAAGAGAAUCAGUACAAACAUCAGAUCAUAUGAAAAUAUUGAACAAAAGGUCGCCAGAUUUCUUCAAAUUUAAAGGAUGUAUCCAGUGUCUGACUUCUCAUUUUCUCUAGACUUAAACAGGACAUGAUAGAGGAAAGCCAAUAAAAGGCAAACUCCUCACAGCGGCGGAAAUUGAACCCGGGCUACUGUAAUAGUGUCACGCUGCCUCGCCGCUGCAAAACGAAAUUUUUAUCACUAUCAUUUAGGCCAGCUUAUAUUUACUCUCUGACCCACACUGUCGGAAAACCUCCAAGUAUUCAAUGAGUCGUGAGGGUGAUUAGUAUUCCUGUAAGGGUGAUGAGCAAUUCACUGUAAGUAAUAGACUUCUUCCAAGCAGUCGAUACUAUAUAAUUCUAUGGAAUUUGCAUACCUUCUAUCAAAUUCUGCUGAAAUAGUCCUUUUUCUAUGCUGGAUGUGACUGCACCUAAAGUUAUAAAACACUAUUUCUAAUUGCAUCCAUGAUUUAAAUAUAACUUUUUUUUAAAUAUAGUCUCUGAACUAUGGCACCUGCCUACUGCUUCAUGGGCAAAGAAACCUGGCCAAGUAUAAAGCCCACUGGGAUCUUUAGGAAGUUCUUUCAAUGCACUUCAUGUCACUGAUGUUGCUGAGCUACUAAGUGACCUGGGUUAAAGUCACGGUGCUGGGACAGGACCAGGAUUAAAAAGUACUUAAAGCGAUGGUUAGAUUAUCAGUUGGCAUGUAAAUCAAAUGGAAGAAUGGAAAGAGGCCUGAAGUUACUGGGUUAGACUAGUUCUGUGACGAUGAAUGCAUAAUCCUAGGUUGUUACCCUCUUCUGCAGCAAGUGGCCACUUUAUUCAUUACCUCCUGUACCUAAUAAAGUAGCCACCAAGUAUAUGUUCAUGGUCUACUGCUGCUGUAGCCCACCCACUUCCACUUCAAAGUUUGACGUGUUAUGUAUUCAGAGAUGCUGUUCUGCACGCCACUGUUAUAAUGUGCGGUUAUUUGAGUUACUGUCACCUUCCUGUCCGCUUGAACCAGUCUGGCCAUUCUCCUCUGACAUCUCUCAUUAACAAGGCGGUUUUGCCCACAGAAAUUCUACUCACUGGAAUUUUUUUCUGUUUUGUUUUUCACACCACCCUCUGUAAACACUAGAGUGUGUUGUGUGUGCAAAUCCCAGGAGACCAGCAGUUUCUGAGAUACUCAAACCACCCCAUCUGGCACCAACAAUCAUUCCACAGUCAAAAUCACUUAGAUCACAUCUUCUCAUUCUGACAUUUGGUCUGUUACAACGGAACCUCUUGACCAUGUCCACAUGUUUUUAUGUGUUGAGUUGCUACCACAAUUGGCUAAUUAGUUACUUGCAUUAACGAGCAGGUGUAUCAAAUGAAGUGGCCACGGUGUAGCUUCCUGCUUUAAAAUUUCCUGUUUUUCAAACACCCCUCAGAAAUGUUUUACAAACAUGAUAUGACACCUCCUGAUUCUGGAGAAAUGUUAGAAUGCUGUACCUUUGGUCUAGUGACAUCGGAUGAAUUUUAGAGAAUUUUGCUAGAUUCAGAGUAAUACUGUGUGGGUGAAUGGAGUUAGGAUGCAUGUUGGCCAUGACCUCAUUGAAUAACAUAGCAGCCAAGAAGGCUGAAUGGUCUGCUUCUACUCUAAAUGAAACUUAAUGCCUCAUAUAUAAACAUGUAGUCAAUGGUACAGAUUCAGUGGGACAAAGGGCCUGUUUGUGUCACUAAAAAUACACCAGCAGCAUGAUGCUAUUACAGCAUCAGUGGCCCAGGUUCAAUUCCCGCCACUGUGAGGAAUUUGCCUUUUAUUGGCUUUCCUCUAUCAUGUCCUGUUUUUAAAAAAGUUAAAUAAUUGGGAAGCACCUGUUUUCUCUGUAUUCAGAAAUAAAAUCAUGGGAUUCCAGCACUCUAAAGCAUGCAAUGUCCAAAAUCCUUAUUUUCUGAGUGGGUUGCUUUGCAGCGACUUAAAUUUUUAUUCCUUUCAUGAGGAGCUCACGUUUCUUUGAACAACCCUGCAAUCUGAAAAAGUAAACCUAAAUAUCAGAUUCUCCAUUGUUUAUGAGAUGUAUACGUGCUUAGCUUCUGUUUGAAACCUCAUUGAGGCAAUGAUUGUUAUAUUGUUGGACUUUGCAAUAUUCUUCUGUAAGUAUUGUACAUAAUUUUAGAUCAUAAAGCAUCAGUGCUGUCUGCCUGGGUUUGUGUGGGUGUUUUACUGCAGGCAACUGACUGUUCCAGAUUUAUAAAGCAUUUCUUUCAUCUUGUGACAGUCAACUAGCUGAGGUUUAACUUUGUGCCAUGGCCUUUACAUUUCAAUUUGACAGGGCUUAUCUGAUGCGCAUGUCCACAUAUCAACCUGCAUGGCUGCCUGGUUAGGACCAAAGAAGUUACUUCUGCUAAAUUCUACAUGGAGAAACAAAAUUACAUGAAGUAAUCUUUUCAGACAAUAAACACUGACAUCUUAUUGCCCUGUUACUAAGGGGGGGGGUGAGGGGUAUUUGGAGUAAUUCACGAUCAUUUACUGCAUGAUCGUGAAUUGUUUUCACGGGGAAAGACUCAUCAGGUUGGCAACACGGUGAGAUCGAGCCAAAUACUCAAAAGUGCCGAAGGUUUAUUUACACUACAGUUGAUGCAUGGAAUAAUUUGCUGGAGGGAUUAUUAGCUGAAUGAUUCUUUCUUCUAAGGAAUCAAUGGGCAGGUGUUUGAGGGAGAUGAUGAUGCAGGACACUGGAAAGAGGAGCAUUAAUGUGGUUCCCAAUCCACCUGACUCUGUUCCCCUUCAAACUCUUAUUACCUGAAGAGGAUCCCCAUUGCAUCUCACGCCACCUGACGCAGUCCCCCAUCGAACCCUGAGCCCCAUCAUGCGAUUUCCCAUCACUCUCCAUGUCAUCUAAAAGGUUCAUCCAAUUCCUUGAGCCACCUGACGAGCAAACUGUGCCACGCGACGUAGACGGCCAACAGCAGAACUGUGGUACGUCUGUGGCAGACAACUGUGUCACAUUUAUGCUACAGCUUAUUUUUCUGAUUAUAAAAGUCUGUGAUUUUUUUAAUUGUAUCUUUCAGCUGCUUACAGUGUUUUUAAAAUGAAGUUUUAUUGACUGAGAGCAUUAAGUUUGGAUCAGGAAUGGAAUUCUUCUUUUCAAACUAUGUCCUAAAGAACCCCAGUAUUUUCAACAUAUUGCAACGAGGUUCAAUUAAAAGAAAAAAAAAAUCUGCAAUGCAAAGCAAGUACAGGAGAAAAAUUAGUUACCAUUUGUGGCCACUGUUCACAUUUUUUUUUCCAAAGGAAGUAAUUUCUUCCAAAGUUCUCCUUUAACUUGACUCAAAACAGAUUUGGCUUUGAGAGACUGCAUUAUUACUGAACAAAGCCCAGAUUUGUACCAAAUGACUUUGCUUUUCAUUUUGAUGGAGGCAUUUGACAUUAGAAGUGUUGUGUUGUUGUAGGAAAUAAUAAGUACAAACGCCGGAAAUACUCGGGUCAGGCACCAUCUGUGAAGAGUGAAACAUUUCAAAAAUUAGGGCGCCACGGUAGCAUGGCGGUUAGCAUAACGCUCUUACAGCUCGGGGCGUUCUGGAGUUUAGAGUUCAAUUCUGGCGCUGCCUGUAAGGAGUUUGUACGUUCUCCCCGUGACCACGUGGAUUUUCUCCGGGUGCUCCGGUUUCCUCCCACAGUCCAAAGACAUACCGGUUGGUAAGUUAAUUGGUCAUUAUAAAUUGUCCUGUGAUUAGGCUGGGGUUAAGUAGGUGGGUUGCUAGGCAGCACGACUUGUUGGGCCAGGAAAUACCUGUUCCGCGCUAUCUCUAAAUAAAGCUCGGCUUUGUUCUCUCACCGGAACUGGGAAAGUUCUAAUGAAAAGUUAUUGACCUGAAGUGUUAACUCUGCUGAGCAUUUCAGAUAUUUUCUGUUGUUUUUAUUUCUGAUUUUUAAUGUCAGUAUUUUGCUUUUGGUUUGUAUUGAGGAGAUGGGUUUCUGUGCUGCUUCCCCACACUGUGCAGUUUGUGAGUGAUCAUGUCCUUAAUCCAAACCUGACCACAAUGUGAAUGAAUCAAACAACUCUGAAGCUUGCACUGCCUUUGGAAUGUCGUUGGGCUGAUAACUGUUCAACGCAUUGAUUCGAUGUAUGCAACUCUUGUUACUUGGUACCUUUGUUAUGUUGUAUAUGUAAGACCGCACCUUAAACUCAAUGUGAUGCACCUUUUUAUUUUUCUAAUUUCCUCUCUCUCUCUCUGUUGAAACGAUGUACCUUGGAUGUAGUGUUGCAUCAAUAAAUUAUUG
This is a messenger RNA of Mobula hypostoma (lesser devil ray), 11225 nucleotides long. RefSeq names its product small G protein signaling modulator 2-like. The record is from RefSeq and is a predicted model, not a curated record. Gene Ontology annotation, molecular function: GTPase activator activity. Gene Ontology annotation, biological process: activation of GTPase activity. NCBI's taxonomy places the organism in Eukaryota, Metazoa, Chordata, Chondrichthyes, Myliobatiformes, Myliobatidae. Bases 224 to 3196 code for a protein of 990 amino acids. The transcript is spliced from 23 exons.